CCGCGUUGUCGAUUUAUUUCCAAACCAAUGCGAUUUUUCGAGAGGACCCACACGUUCCCGUACGACUGGGAGACGUGUACCUCAGCAUGGUGGACGAAAUACCCCAAUCCUGACCAGCCUCAUGUGAAGCAGGUUGACACUCUGUGCCGAGAGGUCGACCGCGACUCAGGAAAGCUCAGAGUUCGUCGAUUGUUUUACCUUGAGCACGAUCUACCUAGUUGGGUCAGGAUGAUGUACAAGAGGAAUAUGGAGGGCUAUGCCGUCGAGGACGUUGAGUGUGAUGUCCGCAACAAGAAGUUAGUGGCUAAAGGGUCUAACUACACCUUCAGCAGUUUCUUCCGAAUGCAAGAAACUAUCACCUACGAGCAGCAUCCGGAGAAUCCUGAGUGGACUCUCUAUCGGCAGCGGAUGAACUUCAGCGUCUCUGGACUUGGGGUCCUCUGCGGUCGGCUGGAACAAGCCGCUCGAGACAGUUCAGCUCAGAAGGCCCACAACGGUGUCACUGUCAUGAACAAACUCAUCGAACGGCUGCAUCUGACUGAUUGGAAGGCCGAUUUGGAUAGUUGGAGGCAGGAGGUCUCCAAAAUGACUGAUGAUGCUUUGGAGAAGGGCCGAAUCACCGCAGCGGAGGCAACAGAGAGGCUUAGACGAUUCCAGUCUGAGGCCAAAGGCCGCAUCCAGCGUGCUGAGUCAUCCUUCAUCAACAGAGUGGCCCGAGCCGCGGUCCACUGCGAGGCUAAUGGUGGCAAUGCCCUAGACGAUACCGCCCAAGACUGAUCCCGCUCGAAGUGCUCGUGUAGAGCCCACUAUCCCGUUUUCCCUAGGCUGUGCGGCGUCGACGCUGGCCUGUUUCCGCAUCCAAACGAAUCUUAGGUUCGAGCGUGUAUGAUACCAUUUAGGUCUCUUUUUUGCCACAUUUCGUCCUAUCUUAUCCUACACACCGUAG
Perkinsus marinus ATCC 50983 is the source of this 946-nucleotide messenger RNA. RefSeq lists its product as hypothetical. The coding region runs from base 28 to 777 and encodes 249 amino acids. Gene Ontology annotation, molecular function: phosphatidic acid transfer activity. The record is from RefSeq and is a predicted model, not a curated record. Gene Ontology annotation, cellular component: mitochondrial intermembrane space. The transcript has 9 exons. Gene Ontology annotation, biological process: phospholipid transport. NCBI's taxonomy places the organism in Eukaryota, Perkinsozoa, Perkinsida, Perkinsidae.